CAAAAAGCCCUUGAGUGGGUGGCGCCCGCGGGGAUAGUUCAGUCCUUCCUCUCCCUUUUUCAUAGCGAAUGACUCGGAUAUUUCCCAACCUACCGGCAGCAGCUACAAUCUAAACGAGGGCCGGGGCUACCUCAGAGCCUUCCCGCGAACUCCAUGGAGAAGGCAGCUACAGCGGCGCAAAGCCCCGGGGACAACGUGUCAGCGGCCGUGGCUACAGCCAAUAGUAGCGGCGGAGGCAGUAACAGUAGCAGCCGGAGUAGCAGUCGCCCUACGUCGGGCGGCUCCUCGCCUUCCACUUCUACCAGUCGGGGUCUCUCGGGCCGGCAAGCAGGAGCUGUGGCCGUAGCGCCGGCUGCGAGGCCGGAUGGAGGAAGCAGCAGCAGCCCCAGUUCAGCUGCGGCCAGUCCAGGAGGAGGCUGCGGCGGCGGUGCCCAGGGGGGACUGGCGGCUGGUAGGAGAACGGAGGCAGUUCUGGAGGGGACCUUGAGCAAAUACACCAACCUCAUCCAAGGUUGGCAAAGCAGGUAUUUUAUAUUGGACUUUGAGACUGGAAUUCUACAGUACUUUGUAAAUGAACAGAGUAAAAACCAGAAACCUCGAGGAAUCUUAUCUUUAGCUGGGGCUAUAGUUUCUCUUAGUGAUGAAGCUCCAAACAUGUUGGUGGUAUAUUCUGCUAAUGGAGAAAUGUAUAAACUGAGAGCUGGUGAUACAAAGGAGAGACAGUACUGGGUGACUCAACUUCGAUCUUGUGCCAAGUAUCACACAGAAAAUAAUUUGAAGAGCACUUUGACUUCACAAGCAAAAUGCUUGACUUUGUUGCCCCUUGGAACUGUUAACUCCUCAUCUCUCAAUUCUCAAAAAAUCGUAAGUCAGUGUGGGCCUCCAGUUGUUACCAUUACACAUCACAAAUCUCCUGUGGUAGCCCGAAAAACCAAACCUCAGUACCCCGGCCAGCUUCAUGGAGUCAGAGAAAUUAUGGCCCAAGUGGAAGGACAACAGAAGAAUCUUGUGCAAAGCAUUGAAUCCCUUCCAGGUUCUGGUUCUCUUUCUGCCUUUGAUCAAGACUUGCUGCUUUUAAAAGCUACCUCUGCUGCUGCUCUCAGUUGCCUGGGAGAAUGCCUGCAUUUGCUUCAACAGAAUAUAAGCCAAGUGAGCGCACCCCGGAACAGGACAUUACCUUCAGAAAAUAUCUUAGUAUGGCAUGGAUCAAAGUCAAAUUCUGCAGAGAUACUGAAAAAUAGUGCCCUUGGUUCAUUAACAACAGCGAGUGCCAGUCUCUCAUGGUCAGUCAUACCAUCUGUGAUACAAGAUGAAACUAUGCAUACAACUCGUGAAGUGAUUCUGGUUGAAGAUGAGGUGACAGACACUGAAGACAAUGAAGAGGACGAUUUAGGAGACUUGGAUGAUCAGCGUAGUGUAAUCCUUCAUAUUAUCUCACAACUGAAACUUGGCAUGGAUCUAACUAGGGUAGUCCUUCCAGCCUUUAUUUUAGAGAAGAGGUCUCUGCUGGAGAUGUUUGCAAACUUCUUGGCCCAUCCAGACCUAUUUUUAUCAAUUUCGUGUGGAAUCACUCCUGAGGAAAGAAUCAUCUCCUUUGUGGAGUACUAUUUGACAGCUUUUUAUGAGGGCCGAAAAGGAGUUGUUGCCAAGAAGCCAUAUAAUCCAAUAAUUGGAGAAACAUUUCAUUGCUCUUGGAAUGUGCCUAAGGACAGAGUAAAACCAGUCAGAGCAAACACUGCCUCUUGUGGUCUCAAGGGGCAAGCUUCAUCGGAAUGUUAUAGGCUGAGAUUUGUAGCUGAACAAGUAUCCCAUCAUCCACCAGUAACCAGUUUUUACUGCGAGUGCAAAGAGAAGAAAGUGUGUGUGAAUGUUCAUGUAUGGACCAAAAGCAAAUUCAUGGGGAUGUCUGUAGGUGUUUCUAUGGUAGGUGAAGGCAUUCUUUAUCUCUUGGAACAUGGGGAGGAAUAUAUAUUCACAUUGCCUUGUGCCUAUGCGCGUUCAAUACUUACUAUUCCUUGGGUGGAGCUUGGAGGCAAAGUCAAUAUUCACUGUGCCAAGAGUGGUUACUCUGCUACGGUCACAUUCCACACCAAGCCAUUUUAUGGAGGAAAACUACACAGGGUUACAGCAGAAGUGAAGCAUAAUCCAACCAAUACCAUAGUAUGUAAAGCACAAGGAGAGUGGAAUGGCAUUCUGGAAUUCACAUAUAGCAAUGGUGAAACCAAAGUAAUUGAUACCACCAAAUUACCUAUAAUCCGGAAGAAGAUCAGACCAAUAUCAAAACAAGGCCCUUUUGAAUCAAGGCAUUUAUGGCAACAUGUCACUGCUGCCCUGAAGGAAGGUGACAUUGAUGUGGCAACAGAACAUAAGCAUGUCCUUGAGGAGAGACAGCGAAAAGAGGAGAGGCAACGAGCAACUAGUAACACACUUUGGAAACCAAAAUAUUUUAUCAAAGAGGGCGAUGGGUGGAUGUACUUUAAUCCCCUCUGGAAGAGUCAUUGCUAAAUUCACCUGGAUUCAAAUGCCCAUUUUUAAAGGCAUUAAAUAGAUGCAUUAUUUAA
Pantherophis guttatus is the source of this 2561-nucleotide messenger RNA. Lineage: Eukaryota; Metazoa; Chordata; Lepidosauria; Squamata; Colubridae. The record is from RefSeq and is a predicted model, not a curated record.